Molecule: messenger RNA, 1418 nt
Organism: Halichondria panicea
Lineage: Eukaryota; Metazoa; Porifera; Demospongiae; Suberitida; Halichondriidae
Product: large ribosomal subunit protein uL3-like
Exons: 9
Coding region: 68-1333 (421 amino acids)
Biological process (GO): translation
Cellular component (GO): cytosolic large ribosomal subunit; ribosome
Molecular function (GO): RNA binding; structural constituent of ribosome
Source: RefSeq, a predicted model, not a curated record
ACAACUUAUAAAAGCGAAAACUCGGCCUGGGAUCGAGGCUUGUGAUCAGCUUUUUUUAAGCUGGCGCAUGCUCACUACAAUCCACGUGUUCUACCUCGUGGCUUUCCUUUCCUGCAUUGGCUGUAUCAAGAAGAUGUCUCAUCGUAAGUUCUCGGCUCCCCGCCAUGGAUCUCUUGCUUUCCUCCCUCGCAAGAGGUGCAAGAGACAUCGUGGCAAAGUAAAGACCUUCCCUAAAGACGAACCAGAGAAGCCGUGCCAUCUGACUGCCUUCUUGGCUUACAAAGCAGGAAUGACCCACAUCGUUAGAGAAAUGAAUCGUCCUGGAUCAAAGUCGCACAAGCACGAAGUAGUUGAAGCUGUGACUAUCCUUGAAACUCCUCCAAUGAUGGUAGUGGGUGUGGUCGGUUACAUCGAAACACCACGUGGUCUCCGUCAACUCAAAACCAUCUUUGCCCAACAUCUCAGUGACCAAUGCAAAAGAAGGUUCUACAAGAACUGGUACACGUCCAAGAAGAAGGCUUUCACCAAGGCGUCUGCUCGUUGGAAGGACGAGGCGGGUGUCAAGAGCAUUGACGCUGACUUCAACAAACUCAAGAAGUACUGCAAAGUCAUCCGAGUCAUCUGCCACACCCAGGUCCAGCUGAUGAAUGGUGUGAGGCAGAAGAAGGCCCACAUUAUGGAGAUCCAAAUCAACGGAGGCACCAUCGCCGCCAAGGUGGACUGGGCCAAAGAGCACAUGGAGAAGGCUAUUCCCAUCAAGGACAUCUUCAACAAAGACGAAAUGAUCGACAUAAUCGGUGUGACCAAAGGAAAAGGAUUCAAAGGUGUCACAUCUCGUUGGGGCACCAAGAAGUUGCCUCGUAAGACACACAAAGGCCUGCGCAAAGUUGCCUGUAUUGGGGCGUGGCAUCCCAGCCGAGUGUCUUUCUCCAUCGCUAGGGCUGGACAGAAAGGCUACCAUCAUCGUACCGAGAUCAACAAGAAGAUCUAUCGUAUUGGAGAAAAAGACGAUGCUGGAAACGCUUCCACUGAAUUUGAUCCCACUGUGAAGCACAUCACCCCAAUGGGAGGCUUCCCUCACUAUGGCUCUGUGAAGAAUGACUUCGUCAUGCUGAAGGGAUGUUGUGCCGGCCCCAAGAGGAGAGUGGUCACUCUCAGAAAGUCUCUGAUGGCCAAGAUAUCUCGCAAGAACAAAGAGGAAGUCAAACUCAAGUUUGUCGAUACCGCGUCCAAGUUUGGUCACGGCCGAUUCCAGACUUUCAAGGAGAAGUCUCAAUUUUUGGGAAAGCUCAAGAAAGAUUUUGAGAAGGAACGUGUCGCUGCUGCCGAAUAAAACUGAAAUUGAACUGAAAAUGAUGUAAUGUUUUUCAUGCUGUAGAAACUUGUGAAUUAAUUUGUGGGUAUGCAUAGAUUUGAAA